AUGCGUUCAAUUCGAUUUUGCGGCGUAGUUCGUUGUUAUAUUAUCAUUGCACAUUGCACACUUGAAGCAGUAAUACGACUCUCGGCGUUAAUAAUAAUAAAAUGUAAUCGUCUCAACUCGCAGUCGCAGUUGUCGAAAGACGUCAUGAUUCCACGUAUUUUUGCCCGUUUUUGUGGGCCAUUUAUCGUGUCGAUGUCCUUGCACGGCAGUUGCGCGCGCAUUCCACCAGCCAUCUUCGCCAUCGCAGCGAUCAGGAUCGUCCGGCGACGACGAAUUCCAGCCGCCGCCGACAAGCGACCGUUGGACCCGGCCAACCACCGUUCGGCGGGCAGCUGA
Macrosiphum euphorbiae (potato aphid) is the source of this 336-nucleotide messenger RNA. The record is from the annotation of a GenBank genome assembly. Lineage: Eukaryota; Metazoa; Arthropoda; Insecta; Hemiptera; Aphididae.